AUGGCUGAUUAUUUCAUGGCUAUGGGAGGUGUUAUGACAAUAACCUACACCGGGCUUAUGAUAUCGCUUUCUCGCUACAACCGUCAUCAGAGGGACAGUCCGGCUUGCUGGAUGGAUGGUCACUAUCUAAGAGUAAAGCCUCAUCCUCCACAAGAGAACAUCUAUCUUCUUCAUGUACCGCAAAAUCUUUCCCAAGACGUCAAUGAAAAUAGAUCAAAACUCAUGCGCAGUUCGGACAGAAAUGAGAGUUAUGAGAUGACUCCAAAUGCUCCAGGGGGUUCAGAUAAUCAAGACCCGCGUAAACCGCACACUUGGAAAUAUCCACAAGCGGAUGAAUACUAUGAGCUUACGGAUAGUAACUUUAUGCAGACGCAAGUAACGACUGUGGAUCAGGAAGAUCCUUCGGUUCAAAAUUUCGGAGUUGAGGGUGCGAGUAGAAAUGGGAUGAAUAUAGUGCGAACUGUGAACAUUACCCAGCAAGCAAAAUCUGGGAAUCAGGCACACUCGCCAGAGCAGCUUUUUUAA
Talaromyces marneffei is the source of this 525-nucleotide messenger RNA. RefSeq lists its product as uncharacterized. The record is from RefSeq and is a predicted model, not a curated record. The transcript has 4 exons. Bases 1 to 525 code for a protein of 174 amino acids. Lineage: Eukaryota; Fungi; Ascomycota; Eurotiomycetes; Eurotiales; Trichocomaceae.